AUGCUCCCGUUCUCCCAUUCGUCCCGUGCGUUCCGUGCUCUCGUUUGUCCCGUGCGCUCCGUGCUCUCGUUCGUCCCGUGCUGCCCCGUGCUUCCCGUGCUCCUGUUCGCCCCGUGCUUAGCCCGUGUCCUGCCCCGUUCUGCCCGAGUUGCCCCGUUCAGCCCGUGUCCCGCCCCGUUCUGCCCGUGUUGCCCGUGUUCUGCCCGUGAUCCUGCCCGUGAUUCUGCCCGUACUGCUGCCCGUGAUUGUGCCCGUGAUCAUACCCGUGUGCUGCCCGUAUUUUGCCCGUGUUCUGCCCGUGAUCCUGACCGUGAUUCUGCCCGUGAUUCUGCCCGUGUUGUCGCCCGUGAUUUUGCCCGUGAUUCUGCCUUGUUCCCCGUUCUGCCCGUGCUGCCUGUUCUGCCCGUGCUGCCCCGUUGUGCCCGUGUUGCCCCGUUCAGCCCUUGUCCUGCCCCGUUCGGCCCGUGUUCUGCCCUGUUCUGCCCGUGUUGCCCCGUUCAGCCCGUGUCCUGCCCCGUUCUGCCCGUGUUGCCCCGUUCAGCCCGUGUUGCCCCGUUCUGCCCGUGUUGCCCCGUUCAGCCCGUGUCCUGCCCCGUUCUGCCCGUGUUGCCCUGUUCUGCCCGUGCUGCCCCGUUCUGCCCGUUUGUACCCUACCCGUGCUGUCCGUACCCGUUGGUGCCCCACCCGUGCUGUCAGUUCUCGCUCGUGCCCCACCCGGUCUGUGCUGCCCGGUCUCGUGCUGCUCGUCACCCCCGUGCGGCCCGUCCCGUACAGCACCUAGUUGCUACCCGAACCCGCUACCCGUACCCGUGCUCCUCGCACACCGUGCACCAGCUGCGGGGCGUUCAACCGCAGCCGGGCACCUGUUCCACCGCGGUGGUUCAGAUGCUGCUUGGUGGUUGCUGCUUGUCAGCUUCAGAGGGGGCCCCUUGCUGGUGUUCCCACGCCCUGUAA
Molecule: messenger RNA, 954 nt
Organism: Closterium sp. NIES-65
Lineage: Eukaryota; Viridiplantae; Streptophyta; Zygnematophyceae; Desmidiales; Closteriaceae
Source: the annotation of a GenBank genome assembly